GUGUGUCCUGGUACCCAGAAUGGCCUGAGCUCCACAGGAUCCCAGGAGAACCAGUACAACCUGAUCAAGGACCGCUACACAGGCUGUGAGAUCAUCAUGGGUAACCUGGAGAUCACCCAGAUAGAGACUGACUGGGACUUCAGCUUCCUAGGGGUGAGACAGAGACAGCAUUUUUUAUUAUAAGAUCUCUUGUUGUUGUUGUUGUUGUUGUUAUAGUUGUUGUUGUUGUUGGUGUUCUUCUUUUCUUCUUCUAAUUUUUCUUGUCCAUGAGACAUGUCCAUGAGGCCUCCACUGGUAAUCUAGGUAAUCUGGUAAUGUGACUGUCUCUAACCUCAUUCUAACUCCUGUGCUUCAAUACGAUCAGAGAGGUGACAGGCUACAUCCUGUCUCUAACCUGUACUGUUACAGUAACAUUAGGACGUAAUCUGUAAUCUGAUUAACUCUGUAACUCUGUCUCUGUCACUCCAGACCAUCAGAGAGGUAACGGGCUACAUCCUAAUCGCCAUGAACCACUUCAGACGUCUGCCUCUGGAACAGCUGCGCGUGAUCAGGGGCAACACCCUGUACGACCGAGGGUUCGCCCUCUCUGUUUUCCUCAACUACCCCAAGGAGGGCUCCAAUGGCCUGCAGCACCUGGGACUCACAUACCUCACUGGUGAGAGGAGGAAAGGGGGAGGAGGGGGGGGAGAGGAGAGGAAAGGAGAGAAGGAAAGAGGAGAGGAGAGGGGUGAAGGAGUGGGGGAUAUGGAGAGGUGGGAGGGAGGGUGAAGAGUAGAAAGGGUGAAGGAAAGAGGAGAGGAGAGGGGUGAAGGAGUGGGGGAUAUGGAGGGGUGGGAGGGAGGGUGAAGAGUAGAAAGGGUGAAGGAAAGAGGAGGGGGCCGCCGGGUUGGGUGGUCGGCUCGGUGGGCGGGCGGGUGGCGCGGGGCUCCCUCGAGUGCGCGUCCCACGGCCGGCGCGGUGCCGGCGCGGGGGCUCUGGCGGGUGGGCGGGCGGUGGCCCGUCGCCCGGGUAGGCCCGCGGCUGGCGGGGGUCCGGCCGGGGCUCUGGCGCGUGGCGGCGGUGCCGCGUCGGGGUGCCGGCCCGCGUGCGCGGCGGGUGCCUGGGGGCUCUGGGAGGGGUGGGCGGGGGAGUAGAAAGGGUGAAGGAAAGAGGUGAGAAGGAGGGAUAGUGGUAGUCAGCAGUGGUUAACCUCCUUGAGAUGAUUGACACGCUAAGUUACAUAGAACAAAGAAAUUCCCCAUCAAAAUUCAUCAGUUUAAACUAGAGAUAUCUGUUUUUUUUCCACCAGAGUAGAGCUUCCGCAUCUGCGGUGAAAGGUGGCAGAGCUAAAGCGGUGUUUGUGAAACCAUGAGACAUCCUGAAAAUCUGUCUUCUCACGUAAACUUCUGUAGUGUCCGAACGGUUUGACGGUUUGAAUGAAAGUAGGUAGGUUUGUGCCACACAAAAAGGGGUUUUUGUUUUGAUUUUUACUAGUUUCUACAUUGUAGAAUAAUAGUGAAGACAUCAAAACCUUGAAAUAACACAUAUGGAAUCUUGAGUAACCAAAAAAGUGUUAAGCAAAUCUAAAUAUAUUUUAUAUUUGAGAUUCUUCAAAUAGCCACCCUUCGCCUUGAUGACAGCUUUGCACACUCUUGGCAUUCUCUCAACCAGCUUCACCUGGAAUGCUUUUCCAACAGUUUUGAAGGAGUUCCCACAUAUGCUGAGCACUUGUUGUCUGCUUUUCCUUCACUCUGCCGUCCGACUCAUCCCAAACCAUGUCAAUUGGGUUGAGGUCGGGGGAUUGUGGAGGCCAGGUCAUCUGAUGCAGCACUCCAUCACUCUCCUUCUUGGUCAAAUAGCCCUUACACAGCCUGGAGGUGUGUUUUGGGUCAUUGUCCUGUUGAAAAACAAAUGAUAGUCCCACUAAGUGCAAACAAGAUGGGAUGGCAUAUUGCUGCAGAAUGCUGUGGUAGCCAUGCUGGUUAAGUGUGCCUUGAAUUCUAAAUAAAUCACAGACAGUGUCACCAGAAAAGCACCCCCACACCAUAACAUCUCCUCCUCCAUGAUUUACGGUGGGAACUACACAUGCGGAGAUCAUCCGUUCACCCACAUCGCGUCUCACAAAGACACAGUGGUUGGAACCAAAAAUUGCCAAUUUGGAUUCCAGACCAAAGGACAAAUUUCCACCUGUCUAAUGUCCAUUGCUUGUGUUUCUUGGCCCAAGCAGGUAUCUUCUUCUUAUUGGUGUCCUUUAGUAGUGUUUUCUUUGCAGCAAUUCGACCAUGAAGGCCUGAUUCACACAGUCCCCUCUGAACAGUUGAUGUUGAGAUGUGUCUGUGACUUGAACUCUGUGAAGCAUUUAUUUGGGCUGCAAUUUCUGAGGCUGGUAACUCUAAUGAACUUAUCCUCUGCAGCAGAGGUAACUCUGGGUCUUCCAUUCCUGUGGUGGUCCUCAUGAGAGCCAGUUUCAUCAUAGCGCUUGAUGGUUUUUGCGACUGCACUUGAAGAGUUCUUGAAAUUUUCCGGAUUGACUGACCUUCAUGUCUUUAAGUAAUGAUGGACUGUUGUUUCUCUUUGCUUAUUUGAGCUGUUCUUGCCAUAAUAUGGACUUGAUCUUUUACUAAAUAGGGCUAUCUUCUGUAUGCCCCCCCCCCCUACCUUGUCACAACACAACUGAUUGGCUCAAACGCAUUAAGAAAAAAAGAAAUUCCACAAAUUAACUUUUAACAAGGCACACCUGUUAAUUGAAAUGCAAUACAGGUGACUACCUCAUGAAGCUGGUUGAGAGAAUGCCAAGCGUGCGCAAAGCUGUCAUCAAGGAAAAGGAUGGCUAUUUGAAUAAUUUCAAAUAUAAAACACUUCUUUGUUUACUACAUGAUUCCAUAUGUGUUAUUUCAUAGUUUUGAUGUUUUCACUAUUAUUCUACAAUGUAAACAAUUUUAAAAAUAAAGAAAAACCCUUGAAUGAGUAGGUGUGUCCAAACUUGACUGGUAGUGUAUAUUUAUGAUAACUAAAGGCGUCCUUUUUUUUUUUUUUUUUCAAUUCAAAAUCAAAUAGCUAAAUGAUCCGUAGUAUGACCAUCUUAAAACAAUUCCAUAUGUCAGCUUCAACCCUAACUCUAGCCAUAACCCUAACCCUAAUCCUAGCCAUAACCCUAAUUUUAGCCAUAACCCUAAUCCUAGCCAUAACCCUAACCCUAAUCCUAGCCAUAACCCUAAUUUUAGCCAUAACCCUAAUCCUAGCCAUAACCCUAACCCUAAUCCUAACCAUAACCCUAAUUUUAGCCAUAACCCUAAUCCUUGCCAUAACCCUAACACUAAUCCUAGCCAUAACCCUAAUUUUAACCAUAACCCUAAUCCUAGCCAUAACCCUAACCCUAAUCCUAGCCAUAACCCAAAUUUUAACCAUAACCCUAAUCCUAGCCAUAACCCUAACCCUAAUCCUUGCCAUAACUCUAACCCUAAUCCUUGCCAUAACCCUAACCCUAAUCCUUGCCAUAACCCUAACCCUAAUCCUAGCCAUAACCCUAAUUUUAGAGAGAGAACUGAAAGAGGACAUAUGAAAUGAGGAAAAGCUAAAGAGACGUAGGAGAAAUUAGAGAGGGAACAGAGGUGAAGAGGAUAGAUGCCAGACAGGGAGGACAAAUUGUGUGGGCGGCAGGAGCCAGGAAUCUCUUGUGGUUACUGUAAAACACACCACACCCUCAGUGUGCAGACAGGUGUGUAAUGUAGCAUGGCAGGGGAGGGGGAUUAGGGGUGAAGAGGGGGUGUGAAGGGGGAUUGAUGGUAAAGACCUGACUAAUGACUUUACUGUGAAAGCAGAGCUUCCAGUUAUUCCCAACAACACUGGGUUUCACCUGUAGUUCGCGGUGUGUUUCCGUGUGUUUGUGUAUGUGUAUUAUAUCUCACAACCCCUCCAACCUCUAAGGAGAGGUUCUGGGAGCAGCUUCUCCCUACAUGCUCCAGCAUGUCUUGGUUAAUGUUUAAUGAAAGGUUGAGUCAAACUGGAACUGUCUUAGUGUAACACGGAUUUAUCUUCUUCUCUCACAUCGCUCAGCUCUCGUUCUUCGGACUCUAUUUAUCUCGAGACUCUCUCUUCCUCUCGAUCUCGUAGCGGAAUGACGCUUAAGGAGCAGGGUAAGAAAUGAUACGCGGAGUGAGAAGAGAGAGAGCAGAUAUCCGCUCUCUCAUCAGUCCGAUCGUUACCCCUCCUGAGAGAUCUCAGUCUCAUCUCUAUAGUCUAGCUCUGCCCUCUAGCUCUCUCAUUUCUCUCUCAUCUCUCUCCUCUCGUCUCUCUCUUCUCUUCUCUUCUCUCUCUACAGAGAUUCUGGAGGGGGGGGUCCAGAUCGUCAACAACAGGUUCCUGAGCUAUGGUCCCUGGGUGAACUGGGAUGACAUUGUGAGGGACAGGGAUAGGGCCAAGGCUCCCAUUGACAUCCAGUACAAUGGCCAGAGAGGUCAGUGUCUGUCCACUAGAAUAGGAUAAGUGGUUAGAGUCUGAUCUGAAAAAUACAAAAAGAGAUCAGGAUUCCGGUUGAGAUUCCGAACUCUGGCUAGACCAUGAACUUUGACCUCUGUUCCUGGGUCAGCCUUUGGCUGCUAUGUCUGACUGAUAAUAAUGUUCCAUGUCUGUAGGGCCUUGUCACCCCUCCUGUGGGGAGAACUGCUGGGGGUCUGGUGAAGAACACUGCCAGAUCUGUGAGUUCUCUGCUUGCUCUUCAUCUGGGUGUGCCACCUCUCAUUCUAUCUCUUUAUUUUUCUCUAUCUCUCACCCUCUUGCUCACUCUCUCGAUCUCUCACCCUCUUUCUCACUCUCUGUAUCCUCACCCUCUUGCUCACUCUCUCUAUCUAUCACCCUCUUUCUCACCUCCUAUCUCCACCCUCAUUGCACUCUCUCUAUCCCUCACCCUCUUGCUCACUCUCUCUAUCCCUCGCCCCUUUGCUCACCCCCUCUUUCCCCCACCCUGUUGGUCACUCUCUCUACUCUCACUCUUUCUAUCUCUCUAUUCUCACCUUUCUCACUUCUCUUCCCUCAUAUUGCCCCAAAUCUCUAUAUCUCAACCUCUUGCUACUCAUGUCUCAGCCUUUUUCAUCCUCUAUCCUCACCCUUGUGCAAAUCUCUCUAUUCACAACCCCCUUGCCCUCUCUUAUCCCAAACAACCCCUUGCUAAUUUUCUAUCUAACCUCUUUUCACCCUUUUUAUCUCUCACCCUCUUGCACAUCUCUAUAUCCUCACCAUUUUCACUCUAUCUAUCCCCCACCUCUUGCCCCUCUUCUAUCUCUCACCCCUUUCUCACUCUCUAUCUCUCCCUCUUAAAUCAAUUUUUAUCCUCACCCCCCUACUUCUUUUUCCCCCCCUCUUUUUCACCACUUGUCAUAUAUUGUCACAUGCUAACAUACACUAUCCUGUCACUGACCCCCCUCUCUGUCCCCCUCAGUGACUAAGACGGUGUGCGCCCCUCAGUGUAACGGCCGCUGUUUUGGGACAAGCCCCAGGGACUGCUGUCACAUAGAGUGUGCAGGGGGCUGCACUGGGCCUCAGGACACGGACUGCUUUGUGAGUGCUUUUCUCUCAUUCUCAAAGGAGUAGGGAUUUAACAGUAGUGAUUUAGUGAUUUAAUUGAACCUUAAUAGCUCAAUAGAGUCCACAGGCGCGUCGCCACCAUAAUUACAUACAGUACCAGUCAAAAUAGUUAUUUUUUAAACUAUUUUCUACAUUGUAGAAUAAUAGUGAAGACAUCAAAACUAUGAAAUAACACCAUAUGGAAUCAUGUAGUAACCAAAAACUAAUCAAAAUAUAUGUUAUAUUUGAGAUUCUUCAAAUAGCCACCCUUUGCCUUGAUGACAGCUUUGCACACUCUUGGCAUUCUCUCAACCAGCUUCAUCAGGUAGUCACCUGGAAUGCAUUUCAAUUAACAGGUGUGCCUUCUUAAAAGUUAAUUUGUGGAAUUUCUUUCCUUCUUAACGCGUUUGAGCCAAUCAGUUGUGUUGUGACAAGGUAGGGGGGGUAUACAGAAGAUAGCCCUAUUUGGAAAAAGGCCAAGUCCAUAUUAUGGCAAGAACAGCUCAAAUAAGCAAAGAGAAACGAAAGUCCAUCAUUACUUUAAGACAUGAAGGUCAGUCAAUCUGGAAAGUUUCAAGAACUUUGAAUGUUUCUUCAAGUGCAGUCGCAAAAACCAUCAAGCGCUAUGAUGAAUCUGGCUCUCAUGAGGACCGCCACAGGAAUAGAAGACUCAGAGUUACCUCUGCUGCAGAGGAAAAGUUCAUUAGCGUUACCAGCCUCAGAAAUUGCAGCCCACAUAAAUGCUUCACAGAGUUCAAGUAACAGACACAUCUCAACAUCAACUGUUCAAAGGGGACUGUGUGAAUCAGGCAUUCAUGGUCGAAUUGCUGCAAAGAAACCACUACUAAAGGACACCAAUACUAAGAAGAGACCUGCUUGGGCCAAGAAACACGAGCAAUGGACAUUAGACCGGUGGAAAUGUGUCCUUUGGUCUGGAGUCCAAAUGGGAGAUUUUUGGUUCCAACCGCUGUGUCUUUGUGAGAUGCGGUGUGGGUGAACGGAUGAUCUCCGCGUGUGUAUUUCCCACCGUAAAGCAUGGAGGAGGAGAUGUUAUGGUGUGGGGGUGCUUUGCUGGUGACACUGUCUGUGAUUUAUUUAGAAUUCAAAGCACAUUUAACCAGCAUGGCUACCACAGCAUUCUACAGCGAUAUGCCAUCCCAUCUGGUUUGGGCUUAGUGGGACUAUCAUUUGUUUUUCAACAGGACAAUGACCCAACACACCUCCAGGCUGUGUAAGGGCUAUUUGUGGUCCUCUGUAGCUCAGCUGGUAGAGCACGGCGCUUGUAACGCCAAGGUAGUGGGUUCGAUCCCCGGGACCACCCAUACACACAAAAAAAUGUAUGCACGCAUGACUGUAAGUCGCUUUGGAUAAAAGCGUCUGCUAAAUGGCAUAUUAUUAUUAUUAUUAUUAUUAUUUUACCAAGAAGGAGAGUAAUGGAGAGCUGCAUCAGAUGACCUGGCCUCCACAAUCCCCCGACCUCAACCCAAUUGAGAUGGUUUGGGAUGAGUCAAACCACAGAGUGAAGGAAAAGCAGCCAACAAGUGCUCAGCAUAUGUGGGAACUCCUUCAAGACUGUUGGAAAAGCAUUCCAGGUGAAGCUGGUUGAGAGAAUGCCAAGAGUGUGCAAAGCUGUCAUCAAGGCGAAGGGUGGCUAUUUGAAGAAUCUCAAAUAUAAAAUAUAUUUUGAUUUGUUUAACACUUUUUUUGUUUACUACAUGAUUCCAUAUGUGUUAUUUCAUAGUUUUGAUAUCUUCACUAUUAUUCUACAAUGUAAAAAAUUGUAAAAAUAAAGAAAAACCCUUGAAUGAGUAGGUGUGUCCAAACUUUUGACUGGUAGUGUAUAUAGGACCCUCAUUGAAUUUGCUUCUUAUUGAGUUAUCAAGUCGUGGACAUAUGUCACAACACCAACUGUAUGUCACACGCAGCUUUGAGGCUUUGAACUGUGUAGCGCAGUUUUGUAACAGCUGAUGAAGUAGCUCAUUUACAGUAAGAAAGCUAAUAUAGAGGACUUCAUGAGAAGGUUCAUGAUUCAUUCUAAAUUCCUGUGCGUGCGUGUGUGUCUACCUUCCUACUCUCAGGCGUGCAGUCACUUCAACGACUCAGGCUCCUGUGUGCCCCAGUGUCCCCAGACUCUGAUUUACAACAAGCAGACGUUUCAGAUGGAGACGAACCCAAAUGCCAAGUAUCAGUACGGAUCCAUCUGUGUCUCCCACUGCCCCAGUGAGUACCCUUGUGUGUGUGUGUGUGUGUGUUCGUGUGUGUGUGUGUGUGUGUGUGUGUGUGUGUGUGUUCAUGUGUGUUUGUGUUUUUAUCUAUAUUCUCACAUUCUUCCUCUUGUGUUCUCGUACUGAACUGGUAUCUGUGUAUUUUCUAAACACUGAACCAGCCAAGUGACAACAAGAACAUCCAAGCCACUGCAUGGUUCUGAAUGAAUCUGAAUAGAUGCCUAUGUCUCUUCACUCCUCUGCCCUCUGUCCCCCAUACAGCACACUUCGUGGUGGACGGCAGCUCCUGUGUGAGCGGCUGUCCUCCAGACAAGAAGGAGGUGGAGAGGAGUGGUCAGAGGCAGUGUGAGCUCUGUGGAGGACUGUGCCCUAAAGGUAAUCCAACACAGUCAAUACACUAACACACCCUGGCCCAAUCCCAGAUAGUCUGUCCUCGAUUCUGCCUACUUGUCAAAACACGUUAGAGGUGAAGGUCUGAGGUCCCUCUGAGUUUUGAGAAGGAGGAGAGGAGGAAAGGAUGUGAGGAAAUGAGGAAAGAAUAUUGAGAAAUAGUCCCUGUAGUGACUACAGUCACUUUCAAUGGUUGACUAAUAGCUGCUAGAUUAAGGUUGUUUGUGCAGGAAUUUCAUGCUGUUAUUUUUGGUAGUUUCGACAUAGCUGUUUAGUUCAUCUUCAUACACAAGCCUGCAAGGGACAGAGCCUGAGCACAGACAGACACAUUGAUUGAUUGAUUGAUUCCCAAAAUUAGCCUGUGAGGGCACAGGUCCUGAGCACAGACAGACUGUGGACUCCAGUAACAUUGACAGCUUCAUCAACUGCACCAAGAUACAGGGCAGUCUGCACUUCCUGGUCACAGGGAUCCUUGGGUAAGUGAGUUCAUCACACUGGAAGUGUUGUAGUUUGAUUGCUGCAUUAUGUAGCAUUAUCAGUACAUGUACAGUAGAUGUGCUCUGUGUAUUUUUCAGUGAUGACUAUAAGAAUAUCCCACCUCUGGACCCUAAGAAGCUGGAGGUCUUCCGCUCUGUGCAGGAGAUAACAGGUGUGUGUGUGUGUGUGUGUGUGUGUGUGUGUGUGUGUGUGUGUGUGUGUGUGUGUGUGUGUGUGCGUGCGUGCGUAUUUGUGUGUGUGAGAAAGUCCAUAUUUCUGAAUAACUAUAAUCCCAUACAGUAUGUUGCUUUGUUGUUAUACAGUAUAACCAGAAAUUGAAAUCCCAGUUUGUCCACCUUUUCACAGCCACAGUCUGUCCACCAUGAGGAGUGUGUAUAUUUGCACUCGUGUAUACUAUGUUUGCUUGCCCAUUGUCUAAUGUCCAGAUAUCCUAGCCAUCCAGUCGUGGCCUAAAGAGCUGUCGGAUCUGUCAGUUUUCUCCAGUCUCACCACCAUACAGGGAAGAUCUCUUCACAAGUAAGGCAGUGUGUGUGUGUGUGUGUGUGUGUGUGUGUGUGUGUGUGCGUGUGUGUGUGUGUGUGUGUGUGUGUGUGUGUGUGUGUGUGCAUGUUUGUGUGCGUAUGCACGUGUGACUGCAUGUGUGUGUAUGUGUGUGUGAAAGAAAGUCCAUAUUUCUAUAUAACUCAAAUCUCAUUCUGUUUUGUUAUAUAACUUGAUCAUGUAAUUUCAUCCACCCAGUCUGUUUGCUUUAAUAAUACCAGAAGCUGCUUUUUCUGUCAACAGCUCAUGUCAAGCCCCCUGUCAUGCAUGUCACUAGAGCAUGUAAUCUCUCUAUCUCUCUUUUUGUGUCUCACCCUCCUGUCCCCUCUGCUCCUGAUGUCUCUCUCCAGCGCAAAGAGGUAUGGACUGAACUUUUUGCUAAACCAAAGCAUGGCCUUAAGGCUGACUAACACAGAUAGUUUGUUACUGUGAUGUUGCAAUAUCUUAAUGAAACUACCUAUUGCAGUUUUAGUUUCCACCACAAAUAAAUGUUUAUUUAAUUUAAUUUGUUGUUCUAGUCUCCUUCUGAGGUUUAAGGAUGCUUUUUUUCUGUAAGAGGUAAAUUGAUGAUGCAGUAUGUGGCUGCGUUUACACAGGCAGCCCAAUUCUGAUCUUUUUUCCACUAAUUGGUCUUUUGACCAAUCAAAUCAGAUCUUUUCACAUCAGCUCUUUUUCAGAGCUGAUCUGAUUGGUCAAGAGACCAAUUAGUUUAAAAAAAUAUCAGAAUUGGGGGCUACCUGUCUAAAUGCAGCCAGGUCUUUUCUCACCAACUGCGUUGCAAUCUUUUUGUCCGAAUUCCGAAAAAAACAGAUUCCAAUUAUGACACACUAAACAAUUCACACGAAGUCUGAUGCGUUUUUCCCUCCACUUUUUGGUUAAAUUUUUCAGAACGUCACCAACACUGCUGCGGUCAUUCUCAGUGACAAUAUGUUCAAUUUCAUCAAAGUGGCUAAAGAGAUAGAAUAAUAGAGAGAUAGAAUAAUGCUAAAUCAAUAUAGCCGAUCAUAUAAAUUGACGAGGAAAGUUUUAAGGGGGUUAGAGAGACAGCUGUGAUAUAGGCUAUAUGAAGAUUAAAUUGACAACCAUUAGAAAAUAGAAACCUGUUCCCUUCUUGCUCAAUUCAUGCAUCUCCACUGGCCUAUCUCUUCCCCCUCUCUAUAGCUCUUGAACGUGUAGCCUAUAUAUAGACAAUGAACAGCAAUAUAUACUCAGUGGCCAUCUAGUACUGGGCCGGAACCCCCUUUGCUUCCAGAACAGCCUGAAUUCUUUGUGGCAUGGAAACGUUGCUCAAAAACAUUCCCCACACCAUUACACCACCGCCACCAGCCUGUACCGUUGACACCAGGCAGGAUGGGGCCAAGGACUCAUGCUGCUUACGCCAAAUCCUGACUCUGCCAUCAGCAUGACUCAACAGGAACCGGGAUUCGUCGCACCAGGCAAUGUUUUUCCACUCCUCAAUUGUCCAGUGUUGGUGAUCACGUACCCACUGGAGCUGCUUCUUCUUGUUUUUAACUGAUAGGAGUGGAACCCAGUGUGGUCAUCUGCUGUAAUAGCCCAUCCAUGACAAGGACCAACGAGUUGUGCGUUCCAAGAUGCCGUUCUGCACACCACUGUUGUACUGCACCGUUAUUUGCCUCAUAGCUUGCACAAUUCUUGCCAUUCUCCUUCGACCUCUCUCAUCAAUGAGCUGUUUUCGCCCACAGGACUACCGCUGACUGGAGGUUUUUUGUUUGUCGCACCAUUCUCGGUAAACCCUAGACACUGUCGUGUGUGAAAAGGCCAGGAGGCCGGCCGUUUCUGAAAAACUGAAACCAGCGCACCUGGCACCGACGAUCAUACCACGCUCAAAGUUGCUUUUGACCAUUCUAAUGUUCAAUUGAAUGGUAACUGAAUUUCUCGAUGCCUGUCUGCCUGCGUAAUAUAGCAAGCCAUGGCCACGUGACUGACUGUCUGUAGGAGCGAACCAUUUUCGUGAACGGGGUUGUGUACCUAAUAAACUGGCCACUAAGUGUAGUUAGAAACGUAUUUUAAGGUCUAUUUAAGGAGAGAAGUAUCGAUCGAUUCUCUUGCUUGCUGAGUGGCUAUAAAAUAGGCUACAGUGUUGGCAAUGAACUGGAGGGGAAGUUUGAAUGGAGAGAGUGACGUGUAGCUCUGGUGUGAUCACAUUGGAUAAAUUGAUACAUUGCUGCACUGCUGCAUAGCAAACGUCAAAAUAAGGAUAAAUAAAAUCAUUAAUUCAUUAAUCCACACAACGAACCAAAAAGUGGGGGAAAAAAGUAUUUAGUCAGCCACCAAUUGUGCAAGUUCUCCCACUUAAAAAGAUGAGAGAGGCCUGUAAUUUUCAUCACAGGUACACGUCAACUAUGACAGACAAAUUGAGGAAAAGAAAUCCAGAAAAUCACAUUGUAGGAUUUUUAAUGAAUUUAUUUGCAAAUCAUGGUGGAAAAUAAGUAUUUGGUCACCUACAAACAAGCAAGAUUUCUGGCUCUCACAGACCUGUAACUUCUUCUUUAAGAGGCUCCUCUGUCCUACACUCGUUACCUGUAUUAAUGGCACCUGUUUGAACUUGUUAUCAGUAUAAAAUACAAAAUUAUAGACUGAUAAUUUCUUUGUCAGUGGGCAAACGUACAAAAUCAGCAGGGGAUCAAAUACUUUUUUCCCUCACUGUAUAUACGUAGUUCCCUGUAGCUCAGUUGGUAGAGCAUGGUGCUUGUAACGCCAGGGUUGUGGGUUCGUUUCCCACGGGGGGCCAGUAUGAAAAUGUAUGCACUCACUAACUGUAAGUCGCUCUGGAUAAGAGCGUCAGCUAAAUGACUAAAAUGUAAAAUUAAUGUGGUAUGUUGCCUGCACAUCAAGGAGUCACCUCUCUCUGGAGUGUCAGACACUCCAGGCAGCACGUAUCCAUAGUGAUCUUCCUCUUGCUCAAGCCUGUUGGCGUGUGAGACUGCAGAUUGGCUCCUAUGCACCAUGGUGGUGGAGGUGUGGUGGGUACUACUGCCACUGUCCCUGCCGGCUCUGGGCUGCUGCCUAUAUACAGUGGAGAAAAAAGUAUUUAGUCAGCCACCAAUUGUGCAAGUUCUCCCACUUAAAAAGAUGAGAGAGGCCUGUAAUUUUCAUCAUAGGUACACGUCAACUAUGACAGACAAAAUGAGAAAAACAAAUCCAGAAAAUCACAUUGUAUGAUUUUAAAUGAAUUUAUUUGCAAGUUAUGGUGGAAAAUAAGUAUUUGGUCAAUAACAAAAGUUUCUCAAUACUUUGUUAUAUACCCUUUGUUGGCAAUGACACAGGUCAAACGUUUUCUGUAAGUCUUCACAAGGCUUUCACACACUGUUGCUGGUAAUUUGGCCCAUUCCUCCAUGCAGAUCUCCUCUAGAGCAGUGAUGUUUUGGGGCUGUCGCUGGGCAACACGGACUUUCAACUCCCUCCAAAGAUUUUCGAUGGGGUUGAGAUCUGGAGACUGGCUAGGCCACUCCAGGACCUUGAAAUGCUUCUUACGAAGCCACUCCUUCGUUGCCCGGGCGGUGUGUUAGGGUUCAUUGUCAUGCUGAAAGACCCAGCCACGUUUCAUCCUCAAUGCCCUUGCUGAUGGAAGGAGGUUUUCACUCAAAAUCUCAUGAUACAUGGCCCCAUUCAUUCUUUCCUUUACACGGAUCAGUCGUCCUGGUCCCUUUGCAGAAAAACAGCCCCAAAGCAUGAUGUUUCCACCCCCAUGCUUCACAGUAGGUAUGGUGUUCUUUGGAUGCAACUCAGCAUUCUUUGUCCUCCAAACACGACGAGUUGAGAUUUUACCAAAAAGUUAUAUUUUGGUUUCAUCUGACCAUAUAACAUUCUCCCAAUCCUCUUCUGGAUCAUCCAAAUGCACUCUAGCAAACUUCAGACGGGCCUGGACAUGUACUGGCUUAAGCAGGGGGACACGUCUGGCACUGCAGGAUUUGAGUCCCUGGCGGCGUAGUGUGUUACUGAUGGUAGGCUUUGUUACUUUGGUCCCAGCUCUCUGCAGGUCAUUCACUAGGUCCCCCCGUGUGGUUCUGGGAUUUUUGCUCACCGUUCUUGUGAUCAUUUUGACCCCACGGGGUGAGAUCUUGCGUGGAGCCCCAGAUCGAGGGAGAUUAUCAGUGGUCUUGUAUGUCUUCCAUUUCCUAAUAAUUGCUCCCACAGUUGAUUUCUUCAAACCAAGCUGCUUACCUAUUGCAGAUUCAGUCUUCCCAGCCUGGUGCAGGUCUACAAUUUUGUUUCUGGUGUCCUUUGACAGCUCUUUGGUCUUGGCCAUUGUGGAGUUUGGAGUGUGACUGUUUGAGGUUGUGGACAGGUGUCUUUUAUACUGAUAACAAGUUCAAACAGGUGCCAUUAAUACAGGUAACGAGUGGAGGACAGAGGAGCCUCUUAAAGAAGAAGUUACAGUUCUGUGAGAGCCAGAAAUCUUGCUUGUUUGUAGGUGACCAAAUACUUAUUUUCCACCAUGAUUUGCAAAUAAAUUCAUUAAAAAUCCUACAAUGUGAUUUUCUGGAUUUCUUUUCCUCAAUUUGUCUGUCAUAGUUGACGUGUACCUAUGAUGAAAAUGACAGGCCUCUUUCAUCUUUUUAAGUGGGAGAACUUGCACAAUUGGUGGCUGACUAAAUACUUUUUUUCCCCACUGUACCUCUCAGUGACAUUGCUGCACUGAUGCAUUAAAAACGUCAAAAACAGGCAGAGAGAAAUGCAUUCAUUCACGCAACGAACCCACAGACCUGUCAGUGGCAGUAUCCCAGAUAACAUGUUCUAUUGGUGAACAGCUUAUUUUCUCGUGAGAAAAUAUCUAAAAAACGAACCUGCUCCAAAUAAAUAAUGGACGAUAUUUCGCAAUUGGUGUGAACGGUGUCGUAAACAAGACGUGCUUGUCUUUUAUUUCGUCUGAGUAACGGACUUGGUGAGAAAGGGCCAUUAGAGGGUGUUUUACCAAUCUCAAACUUUUAUUUUCUCCUCUCCUCCAGGCGUUUCUCUCUGAUGGUCAUGCGUGUUGCGUCCAUCACCUCUCUGGGUCUGCGUUCCCUGGGAGAGAUCAGUGACGGCAACGUGUACCUCAGCCACAACGCCAACCUGUGUUACCACCACACCGUCAACUGGACACGCCUGUUCACCGGGCACGUCACACGCCUCAACGACAUCAAGGACAACAAGCCUCUGAGAGAGUGUGGUGAGGCUGGGCUGAAAAGCAUGAGAGAGACAUCUCAGCUACUAGCUGUUUUAAUCUUGCAGGGCCAUAUUCUGACCUGAGAUCGGCACGCUGAAUUCCAAUUUUCGAGUUGAAGUCAAUUAAGUGAAAGUCAGAGUUGCAUGGAUUUAUCUCAACUACGAAUCAUGGUGUUGUUGUUUACAGUUGAGGAGGGUCACGUGUGUGACCCACUGUGUUCAGACUCAGGCUGCUGGGGCCUGGGGUCCGAC
Molecule: messenger RNA, 14615 nt
Organism: Coregonus sp. 'balchen'
Lineage: Eukaryota; Metazoa; Chordata; Actinopteri; Salmoniformes; Salmonidae
Source: the annotation of a GenBank genome assembly